AUGGGGCCCGAGAUGACUGCACCUUCUCCAACUUCAAAGCCUGCUUCCAGGCUCAAAUCUCAGGCUACUGGCCAUUUGGUAGUUGUUGCUAGUUCUUCUUCGACCUCCGUCAAACCUGCACAGCCACAGACUGAGCAGGCUGUAGCGUCUCUGUCGCCCUCUGCAGGUUCCUCGCCCAUACCAUCUCGAAGCGGGAGCCAGGACAUCGGCGCAUGGAAUGGCGCCUACGAAGUGGCUGAGAAUUGA
This is a messenger RNA of Penicillium coprophilum, 246 nucleotides long. RefSeq lists its product as uncharacterized. The transcript has a single exon. The coding region runs from base 1 to 246 and encodes 81 amino acids. Lineage: Eukaryota; Fungi; Ascomycota; Eurotiomycetes; Eurotiales; Aspergillaceae. The record is from RefSeq and is a predicted model, not a curated record.